Molecule: messenger RNA, 288 nt
Organism: Clunio marinus
Lineage: Eukaryota; Metazoa; Arthropoda; Insecta; Diptera; Chironomidae
Source: the annotation of a GenBank genome assembly
AUGUUAUCAAUCAACCUUAAUGUGCUACAAUUCCCAACAGAAUUGGAAACACAAGGGAUAUUCAUUCAUGAUCAUGUUAAGAACCUUAAAGAGACAAAAGUAAAUAAUUUCUCAAAUGAAUCUUCUACCAUAGGAAAUGAUUGUCAGAUAAGGUUUCAUAGAAUAUUUCGAGUUGAAGCUUUUGUGAUGAGUUUUCAUUCAAAUUUCUUGUCUCUGAAUAAACAACAAAUAGAUUACCCAACAUAUGCCCUAGUGAAACAUCAGCAACCUCUUAAAAUAUUUUCAUAG